GUGGGUUAGCAUGUGCUAGCCAGUUUAACGGUCGGUAGGUUAGCAUGUCCUAACCAUACAGUACGUCAUAACAUCUCCCCUUAUCUACUCUGAUCUCUCUCGCUGUCUGUCUGUCUUUCUCGCUUAGGUUCAUCUGCUUGGACAGACUCAUAUUGGAGACCAGGAUGGAUCCAUAGACAGUGUUAGAGGUUAGAGGUCUGACAUGAUGACAUCACAUGGAAAGCUGAGGAUGCAGAGAGGGAGUCUGUACGAGUAUGACUCCCAGGUCAAAGACCUGCGGGUGCAGCUGUGUGACCAGAUGAAGGUUCUGGACGGUCAGGUGGAAGUCAAAGGUCAAUAGCUGUCUGACCUGUCUGAGUUCUUCCGUCGUCGUGGCGACAUCGAGGCAGAGUACGCCCGCGCCCUCGACAAACUCACAGAGAGGUUCACCCUGAAGGCCAAGAGGAAGGAGCAGAGUGGUCAGUCGGUGUCUCAGUGUUGGUCAGUUCUGUUGACUCAGACACGUGCAGAGAGCAGAGAACACGCAGCGCUGAGUGACUCCUGCACGCACACACUCACACAGCGACUCACACACUGCUCAGAGGACACACACCGACUUGCUAAACGGAGUAAGGAGGUCGGAGUUCAGAUGCAAGACGAGCUACUGAAGGUCACCACUGAAAUGCAGACGGCUCUGAAGACCUACCACCAGUACCAUACUGACAGUCUGACAGCUGAGGGGAAACUGAAGGAAGCCACACGAUUGGAGGAGAGACAGACAGGCAAGUCAGCUGACCUGGGGAUAACCCAAUCAGGAAGCCAGAGGCGGAGUUCUGUGAAGAAGAUGGAGAAAAUAAUGGAAAAGAGACAUGGCAGAGUGCAGGAGACCCAGCUGAAGUGCACUAAGGCUCGUAACGACUAUCUGCUGAACCUGGCAGCUGCCAACGCAACUAUGAACAAGUACUAUCUACAGAACCUUAGCACGCUCAUAGACUGUACUGACCUGGGGUUCCACCUCUCCUUGGAGCGAGUGAUAAAGUCAUACCUGGCCAGCAGGGGGCGUGUCCUGAAGUCUGAGGAGGCGGGGCUGGAGCAGCUGGAACAGGAAAUUACAUCACUGGAUCAGGGCGGAGACAGAGACGCUCUCCUACAGAACCACGACACUGCAUUCUGUCUGCCCUUCCGCUUCAGUUACCAUCCCCAUGAGGGAGACCAGGUGAACGAGGUGAGUGCGGAGAGCCAGGUGAGGUAUGAGAUAGAGACCAGGUUUCAACAGCUCCAGUCCCGCCUCUCCACCGAAACCUUGGAAACAGAGGAGUUGAGCAAGACACUCAAAGCUACCCUCGCCGCGCUAUUGGACAGUAUGUGUGACAGUGACAGUAAUCCCACCCCUGACCCGCCAUUCAGCCUAUCACACAACUCCAUGGGAGCCGCCUCCGCCUCCAAACUAGCCCUUGCCAAGCGGAGAGCCAAUCAGCAGGAGACAGAGACAUUCUACUUUAUGAAAGUGAAGGAGUAUCUGACUGGAAGCGCCCUGAUCUCCAAACUACAGGCUAAACAUGACCUGCUGCAGGAGGCCAUACAGAAAGCUGAGGCCGUUGAUAGCGACCCCUCCAGGUAA
Molecule: messenger RNA, 1600 nt
Organism: Oncorhynchus nerka (sockeye salmon)
Lineage: Eukaryota; Metazoa; Chordata; Actinopteri; Salmoniformes; Salmonidae
Product: rho GTPase-activating protein 4-like
Exons: 11
Biological process (GO): negative regulation of cell migration
Cellular component (GO): cytoplasm
Source: RefSeq, a predicted model, not a curated record